CUUUGCCGUAUCAAUGCUGCAGCUCGACGUCCGGGCGCCGGCCGCGCGCAACCUCGUGGUCCUCGACGACUACAGCCCGCUCGCGCCCUUCUGCAGGGGCACGCUGGGCAACCAACGAGAGAUCACCGACGUGGCUGCGAACGGAGGGAAUGCCCCCCGCUGGUACCGCAAGAUGACCUUUACGGUCAGCCUGUAUGAGACCGACGUCUUCCAGCUCGAGGUCUAUGACAAGAACGACCUGGAGAGGGGCAUGCUCGGCGCCUGCCUCUUCCGCGUCCGCGACUGGAAGGUCGGUCAGCUCUACGACCGAUGGUACCCGCUCUACUACGGCACCAUGUACGCAGGCGAGCUGCACAUCGCCGUCCAGCUCAUUAGCCGGCCCGACCCACCGCGGCCUGCACCAGCGCCCGUCGCCGCGCCCGCGCCACCACCAGAGGUACCUCGCUUCGUGGCGCAGCCAGGUUACCCUGCGUACUCUGCGCCCAGCUUUGAGACUCUCGUGUCGGGCAUGCCGUCCCCGCCGCCAUCGCCGUCGCCAGCACCGAGCCCUCCCCGCUCGCCAACGCCACGCCACUUGGCACAGCCGGGGUAUCCCGGUUAUCCUCGUGCGCUCACGCCCACGUUUCGCCCGUGGGGCUAUCGCAGCUCUUCGCUGCAGCAAUAAUCUUAUGUCAAAUCGCGUGUCUGAAGUUACGCAACCUUGCGCUCGAUAAAGUCGUGCGGAGACCAGACAGGACACACUUCGAAUCGCC
Messenger RNA from Saprolegnia diclina VS20, 752 nucleotides. RefSeq lists its product as hypothetical. The record is from RefSeq and is a predicted model, not a curated record. NCBI's taxonomy places the organism in Eukaryota, Oomycota, Saprolegniomycetes, Saprolegniales, Saprolegniaceae. The transcript has a single exon. The coding region runs from base 14 to 664 and encodes 216 amino acids.